Candidozyma auris is the source of this 669-nucleotide messenger RNA. RefSeq names its product Moh1p (gene MOH1). Lineage: Eukaryota; Fungi; Ascomycota; Pichiomycetes; Serinales; Metschnikowiaceae. Gene Ontology annotation, cellular component: ubiquitin ligase complex. The transcript has a single exon. The record is from RefSeq and is a predicted model, not a curated record. Bases 1 to 669 code for a protein of 222 amino acids.
AUGGGGUUGAAAAGCACAGAGUUCUUUGAAAACACCUCCUACGACUCAAAGAACAACAAGAUCUUUGUGUGCAACGAAUGCCUGUCCCACCUCUGUCUUUCCAAUUUGGUGAUCUCUGACCAGUUCACGGGCGCCUCCGGGCCCGCCUACUUGGUCGAUAAGCUUAUCAAUGUCCAGCCCAUGGGGCCUGACCAGGAGAAGCAGUUCAGAACAGGCAUCUACGUUGUCAAUGACAUUUGCUGCUCCCAGUGCCACACCACCUUGGGCUGGUUCUACAAGAAGCUGGCUGCCUACGCUGAACAGUACAAGGAAGGUAAGUAUGUGGUUGAGAGGGCCUUUAUCAGGGAAGUGCCCAACCACACUUCAACUGCAUCUCUUUUGCAACAGGCAAGACUGCUGCGUCGUCGCCGUUCCUCAGCUAAUAGUGCUACAAGCUCUUUUGACGAUGAGUCCUCCCUCGAAUCCUUCCGCAGAAGACGCUCGGACGAGUUCAAGUUUGGCUCCGUGCAUGUCAAGCUCGACCUGCUGCUGCUGCUGCUGCUGCCUCUGCUGAACAUACCCCAUCCUCGCGCGGCUAGAGGCUCCCAUCUGCUGCUGCUGCGGUUUGUGUCUGUGAAAGACGAAUUCGAUGAGCAUGACGAGGACCAGAAUGUUUUUGUCGAUGCUUAG